AUGGGUAAAGAAGAGGAUAAGGCCGGCCCGCACUCGCACAAUGAGACUCCCCCGUUAAAGGACGUCGACGAGAAUGGCAAGACGGAGCACGAGGCUGAGGAGGUGGUUAUCCUGACGCGUGGUCAGAAGUUCAAGCGUCAUAUGCGGCGCUUUUGGUACUAUUACCUUGGGCUGCUCAUCUUCUCGAUCAUCUUUUUGCCUGUCUUCUUCCUCGUCGUCAUCCCAGCAGUCGCGCAGCUCGUCAUGAACAAGUCAGAUCUCGUCCUGGUCCACGCCGUCGUCUCCCAGCCAAAGGACACCUCAACCAUCUUAACAAUCGAAUCCAAGAUUGACCUGGGAGUCGCCAUCCCAGUCCGCAUCGAGCCCGUCACCUUGAACCUGUUCGACCGCACCCUCGGGAAGGACUACCCCUAUGCAGCAGCAAACAUCGCCGGCCAAACAAUCAGUGGCAAUUACUCGCUGGGAGUCGAAGAACAGCUAACGCCAAUCCAGAACAUGACGGCCUGGAGGAAGUUCGUGCACGAGGUCGUCUUCAUGGAGGAGUCGACUCUCUCCGUCAGUGGCGGGACGAAUGGAUAUCUCGGCGUGCUGAAGUGUCCUGUCAAAAUCGACAAGGAUAUCACGAGUCCUGGCCUCAACAAGUUCAACGGCUUCAGCAUCACAAACGCCGCCCUCGUCAAAGCACGCCCAGACGGCUCAAACCUCAUCGGCGACGUAACCCUACCCAAUCCCACCGUCAUCGUCCUCGACGUCGGCACCCUCGUCCUCGACGUCAAGAGCGGCGACCUCCUGAUCGGUAACGCAACCCUGACGGAUGUCCGCCUCGUCCCAGGAAGCAACACCUUCCCCCUCAGCGGCGUGCUCGAUCUCGGCACCGUCAUCGACAACCUAGGCGACGUGCUCUCGACGCAAGGGCCGGCGCUUAAACACGGCAAUCUCAGCCUCAGCGCCGUGACCAAGUCGAUUACUUUCGAGAACAACUUUGUCGAGUAUUAUACCGAUGUCUUGAGCCAGCUGACUCUGACCACGGAAGUCGCGAUUGGGGCUUUGCUGAAGAAUACGAUCCAGAAUAUGGAUUUGGGGAGUAUUCUCAACGGCGUCAGUAAUAACUCUGACGCAAAGGCUCUGAUUGACGGUGCCGAGAGCACGGCCAAGAGCGAGGAUAGUGGCAGCGGUGGUGGUGGUUUAGCGAAUCUCGCGGACAAUUUGAAGAGAAAUAUCCAUAUUCGAGAUGUCUUGGACCAGGACCACCCGGAUCAUGGCGAUGCGAUCAUAGACUCGCUUGUUCGGACGUUCGAUGCGUCAUAG
Aspergillus versicolor CBS 583.65 is the source of this 1308-nucleotide messenger RNA. Its product is annotated as DUF3712 domain-containing protein. Gene Ontology annotation, cellular component: fungal-type vacuole membrane. The coding region runs from base 1 to 1308 and encodes 435 amino acids. The transcript is spliced from 3 exons. The record is from RefSeq and is a predicted model, not a curated record. NCBI's taxonomy places the organism in Eukaryota, Fungi, Ascomycota, Eurotiomycetes, Eurotiales, Aspergillaceae.